UCUCAAAAGGAACAUCUUUGUAUAAAGCCACACCCUCUUCAUUUACUCGAAGCCAAUCAGCAACUUGAUUGGGUAUUAUUUGAAAAUUCCCUAGCAUUGGAAAAUAAUCUUGAUCGUGAAGCUA
Racocetra persica is the source of this 124-nucleotide messenger RNA. NCBI's taxonomy places the organism in Eukaryota, Fungi, Glomeromycota, Glomeromycetes, Diversisporales, Gigasporaceae. The record is from the annotation of a GenBank genome assembly.